This is a messenger RNA of Talaromyces marneffei, 1611 nucleotides long. RefSeq lists its product as uncharacterized. The record is from RefSeq and is a predicted model, not a curated record. Gene Ontology annotation, biological process: protein folding. The coding region runs from base 1 to 1611 and encodes 536 amino acids. Gene Ontology annotation, cellular component: chaperonin-containing T-complex. Gene Ontology annotation, molecular function: ATP hydrolysis activity; ATP-dependent protein folding chaperone; ATP binding. NCBI's taxonomy places the organism in Eukaryota, Fungi, Ascomycota, Eurotiomycetes, Eurotiales, Trichocomaceae. The transcript has 8 exons.
AUGGCAUCAGCAGUGGCCGCUCCCAGUGGCGCCGGCAAUUCUGCCUUCAAGGAUAAGGAGAAGCCCAUGGCAGUGCGCACUGCCAACAUCCUGGCAGCUCGAGCCGUUGCCGAUGCUAUCAGAACGUCUUUGGGGCCUAGGGGCAUGGACAAGAUGAUUCAAAAUGGAAAAGGCAAUACGAUCAUUACCAACGACGGAAACACCAUGUUGAAAAGUAUGAGCGUUAUGCAUCCUGCAGCAAAAAUGCUUGUCGACCUCAGUGCAGCCCAGGAUAUUGAAGCUGGUGAUGGAACAACCUCCGUCGUCGUCAUCGCGGGCAGUCUGCUCGGUGCUGCCGACCGAUUGCUGUCGAAGGGUAUCCAUCCCACAAUUAUUUCCGAGGCCUUCCAGAGAGCUGCAGCGGCCGCUGUAAAUAUCCUUCACGAUAUGUCACAGCCCAUCUCCUUGUCAGACCGAACCGCCCUUUUGCAAGCCGCGUCGACCUCCCUUUCGUCCAAGAUCGUUUCACAACACUCAAAUCUCCUCGGACCUAUGGCCGUCGACUCCGUUUUGAAGAUCAUUGACCCUAAGACCGCGGACAACGUCGAUCUCCGGGAUAUCCGUAUCAUCAAGAAGGUCGGUGGCACAAUAGAGGAUAGCGAGAUGGUGGAAGGUCUGGUGUUGAACCAACCCGUCAUCAAGAGCGGCGGUGGCCCUACACGAAUUGAAAAGGCCCGGAUAGCCUUGAUCCAAUUCCAACUUAGCCCGCCCAAGCCAGACAUGGAAAAUCAAAUCGUCGUCAACGACUACCGACAGAUGGACAAAAUCCUUAAAGAGGAACGACAAUACCUCCUCAAUAUGGUCAAGAAGAUUCAAAAGGCCAAAUGUAAUGUUCUCCUAAUUCAGAAAUCCAUCCUCCGGGACGCAGUGAACGAUCUAUCCCUCCAUUUCCUCUCUCGUCUCAAAAUUCUUGCCGUGAAGGACAUUGAGCGUGAUGAGGUUGAGUUCCUAUGCAAGAGCUUGGGGUGCAAACCAAUUGCCAACAUCGACUCUUUCACCGAAGACAAAUUGGGAACAGCCGAUCUUGUGGAAGAAGUUCAGGCCUCGGGUGCUCGUUACACCAAGAUCACCGGCAUCAAAUCCUCUGCUUCUACAAGCCAGACCGUUUCUAUUGUCGCCCGUGGAGCAAACAACCUCAUUCUGGACGAAGCAGAGCGAUCUUUGCAUGAUGCUCUCUGUGUUAUUCGCUGCCUGGUCAAGAAGAAGGCCCUUAUCGCUGGAGGUGGUGCACCAGAAAUUGAAGUUGCCAACCAGCUUGCAUUGAAAGCUCGUGAACUUUCCGGCACCGAAGCUAUUUGCUGGAAGGCCUUUGCUGAUGCCAUGGAAGUCAUCCCCACCACGCUUGCUGAGAACGCAGGUCUUAACUCCAUCAGGGUGGUCACGGAACUCCGCCACCGACAUGCACAGGGCGAACACAACGCUGGUGUCAGCAUCCGUAGCGGAGGUGUGAAGGAUAAUAUUACAGAAGAAAAGGUGUUGCAACCUCUGCUGGUCAGCACAAGUGCUAUUGAACUCGCGGCGGAAACAGUGAAGAUGAUCCUCAGAAUUGAUGAUAUCGCUCUCUCCAGGUAA